AUUCUGAUUUGCAAAAACGACCUACUGUUAAAGAAAUUUGGAAGAAGUUAGAUAAAUGGAACGAAGUCAUGAAAAGUUCAGAUGAUGAGAAUAAAGUUAAAAAAACAAUUCUUAGAAGGGAUGAAAUUAUUAAAACAUUACCGAUAAGUGUACAAGACCAUGAUAAUGAUUCAUAUGCAAGUAAGAUUAUAAGUGAGGAGGAAUGUAAAACUCAACUCUAA
This is a messenger RNA of Cetraspora pellucida, 221 nucleotides long. The record is from the annotation of a GenBank genome assembly. NCBI's taxonomy places the organism in Eukaryota, Fungi, Glomeromycota, Glomeromycetes, Diversisporales, Gigasporaceae.